AUGUCACUCGGUAAAUGCCCUGAUAUCGAAGAGUCACCGGCAAACGCGAAGGCCGGCCAGACCAAACCGAUUCGGCUGAGUCCAUCUGGAGAUCCUCUAUACCCAGCAGUGACGAGAGAUCCUAUGGAUCCUCUAAACUGGAAUUUUGUUCAAAAAUACACGUGCAUUGUGAUUGCAUGCUUUGCCUACUGCCUACUCACCUAUUUCACCACAGCACCAGUUCCAUCCUUCACCGAGCUCGAGGUCCAAUUUGACACGACAUAUACAAAAGUGAAUUGGUCAUUCGCAGUACCAUGUCUUGGGCUAGCUAUUGGCCCACUCGUUACCUCGUCUCUGGCAGAGACCUAUGGGCGGCGCAUUGUGCUUAUUGCCAGCACCGCCAUUGCUCUUGUGGCGAGCGGGUGCACCUCCCUCAAAGGUAACUCUCUUUCGGGUUAUAUGGCUGCACGCUUUUUCCAGGGAGUGGGUGCCGGCCCAUCUGCCAAUAUUGGAUUGACGGUCAUUAACGAUCUGUCUUUCGAGCAUGAGAGGGGUUUUCGCGUGGGUCUGUGGGCGAUGUCUGCGAACGUUGGGACUGUGCUGGGUGCUGUGGUGGGUGGCUUCUUAGCCUCUGUUUCUCAAUACUGGAUCAGCUAUCAUGUUACUAUCCUCUUCGGGAUCUUGCUUGUAUGUGAAUGUCUCUUUCUCCCAGAGACCCGGUAUCCACGGGCAGUGGUCUUGGAGCAUGAAGCGGGUCUGGAGGGACAGGAAAUGUGCAAGGAAACAAUGUAUGAUGUCAUUUCCGACAUCAAACGAACGAAACAGCUGGGACAUCUGCAUUUCCGACCGAUUCCGGGAGUCAGCCAUCCCAAGUUCUGGGAUGCAGUCCUAGAGUUUUGCAAACUGUGGACAUAUCCCACAAUCUCCAUCAGCGUCUGUUGCUAUGUCUUUUUCCAAUACUGGUGGAUUUGCUCCAUCAUGACGAUGGAGCCAUUGGCCUACGAGACCCGGACCGUUCAAGUGCAGGGCCUCCUUUUCAUCGGUCUCCUCGUGGGGCUCGUCUUCGCUGAGGUGUUCUGCUCCGGACGACUGAGUGAUUGGCUCGUUACUCGAUUAGCUUGCAAGAACGAUUCGCAACGCAUUCCGGAGAUGAGACUGUGGCUCGGGUACCCGGCUGCACUGGUGUCAUCGGUGGGUCUCAUUCUUUGGGGGAAUUCGGUGGAUAGGAAUUGGCACUGGAUGACCGGUCAAGUUGCUUUCUUCCUUUAUGCGGCGGGUACACAGGUCGGAAACACGGUGCUAUCCACGUAUGUAGUCGACAAUUAUCCCGAAUAUGCGAUGCAGGUAAUCAUGUUCUACUCGGUGGUGAUCAACUUAUCAGCGUUUAUCAACCCGUGGUUCAUCAGUCUUUGGGUGGAGGAAUCAGGAUGGACCUGGACCUUUUCGGCGCAGGCAAUAAUCUGCAGCUUGGGGCUGAUCCCUGCAUAUGCGCUUCUACACCGAUACGGGUCUCACAUGCGAAAGCCGCUUCAGUUGGUCGCUGUAUCCUAG
This is a messenger RNA of Penicillium cinerascens, 1530 nucleotides long. RefSeq names its product MFS transporter. Bases 1 to 1530 code for a protein of 509 amino acids. NCBI's taxonomy places the organism in Eukaryota, Fungi, Ascomycota, Eurotiomycetes, Eurotiales, Aspergillaceae. The record is from RefSeq and is a predicted model, not a curated record. The transcript is spliced from 7 exons. Gene Ontology annotation, molecular function: transmembrane transporter activity. Gene Ontology annotation, biological process: transmembrane transport.